Molecule: messenger RNA, 1863 nt
Organism: Dreissena polymorpha
Lineage: Eukaryota; Metazoa; Mollusca; Bivalvia; Myida; Dreissenidae
Product: procathepsin L-like
Exons: 6
Coding region: 93-524 (143 amino acids)
Biological process (GO): immune response
Cellular component (GO): lysosome
Molecular function (GO): cysteine-type endopeptidase activity
Source: RefSeq, a predicted model, not a curated record
CAUGAAAUGAAAACAAAGAUAACGACGGUGUGACUAGUAUUUAUUAAACAGCAGCUACGCUAAUAGUGUUUUACGAAAAUUGUACCAAAAUCAUGGUUCUUUUAAAGUCAAUGGUGGUGUUUGCGGCAUGGUUAACCUUCGCAGCAGGAAGUGCCGAGUUCUCAGAUUUCAUGACUAAAUAUGGCAAAGUCUAUCGAGAUGCUACAGAACACUAUAAAAGAAUGUCAAUAUGGCAAUCAAACCUUGCUAUGAUUGAGCGUCACAAUGUCCAGGCCAGGAAGGGACAUCACUCUUACACGAUGGGCAUGAACCAGUUUGGAGAUAUGACUGAAGAGGAAGUCCGUUCAACAAUGUUUGGUUACCGACAACGACAACAAUCACGCCAACUCAGCACAAGUAAUUUCCACAGCAACCUUACGGCGCUUCCUGCGUCGGUAGAUUGGAAGGCGAAGGGAUAUGUGACAGCAGUAGGGAAUCAGGCUGAAAGUGAUGUUCCUGUCGGGCUACACAGGCACAUACCUUAAACUCCUAUAAGAGCGGCUCACACAUACUAAAACCUAUACAAAGAGAAACUGCCACACGACGCCGAAAGACAAUACCUCUUAGUAUCGACAAAUCACGUUAUUGCCAGCACGAUACAUAGAACCACAAAACAACUAACAAACAAUUAUUUAAAACUUAACAACAACAGUAGUCUUUGCAGCGGAAGAGACAGGGAACUGACGUAAAUUUUCAUACCUGGAUAUAAAAAUAAAAUUCAGAGGACAUAUGUUUCUGAUUGUGAAUUAUGUUUGUUUAUAGGCUUUAUAAUGCUACAUUAAUAUAUUAUCGAAGUUUACACCAAUACGUGAUAAAAGUUGUUAGUGUGUUUUUCAAGGAACGUUAACGUGUACAAUAUUUUCCCAAAUGGUAUGCAGGUUUGCAUAAUGCAGCCGUAGGUACCAACAUACUCGUACCUGAUUCCCUACUGCUGUCACAUAUCCCUUCGCCUUCCAAUCUACCGACGCAGGAAGUGCCGUAAGGUUGCUGUGGAAAUUACUCGUACUCAGUUGGUUUGAUUGUUGUCGGUAACCAAACAUAGUUGAACGAACUUCCUCUGCAGUCUACAAGUCAGUAUUGAAGAAAUAGUAUUUGACCUAUGACUCCGUAAAAUUACGGCCAAUGAUUAGUAAUGAAGAAGUUACUGAACGAAAAUAGAAAACAAGAUAAUCAAAUUUAAACUGUACCAUAUUCUUAAAUGUUACUUUUAUUAGCAACAACAAUACAAACUAAAACGAUACAUUUUAAUUAUGUUUUAAAGUUGAGAUACCCCGGUUGUAAGUGAAUAACACAUUAAUUAAAGCAUAUCAAUGAAACAACGGUUUUACCAUAUCUCCAAACUGGUUCAUGGCCAUCGUGUAAGAGUGAUGUCCCUUCGCGGCCUGGACAUUGUGACGCUCAAUCAUAGCAAGGUUCGAGCGCCAUAUUGACAUUCUGUUUUUCGUGCAAAAAGACAAAUGCUAUUUUAUGACAAAUACGGAGGUGUUUGAAAUGUGAGAAUUUGUAGAAAAAAAAACUUAAAAGAAAAAGAAAUACUUUUUGGUUGCAGCUACUCGUAUUAUUGAAAUAUUAUUACUUACGUUCAUUUAUUGUUCAACACAAGAUUUGGAAACGAACUGCUACAACAAAAUUAACCUGUGUAUCGAUGAUGUCUGCAAUUCAAUAGGCUAGUUUAAUGUCUUGCAAUUAUACGUUUAUGAACUCAUUUGAUGUUAUCUUCGUGUAAAUCCAUUUUACUUUGUUAUUAGUUCAACUGCAAUCAAGUUGAUCCAAAAUAUGUUUCUUGUGUGAUAUAUAAAGAAUAAAAAACGAUUUUAUACAUUA